GUAAUCUGUGUGCCCUUCUGACAACAUAUAUUAUAUAUAUAGAGCCACUACUGUAACUUAUCAUUAGAUUAAAUUACAAAGCUAUCUCCCUCUUAUACAAUAAUCUUUUCAUUGAAUUUUAAAUCAAAGUUAAAUGCAUCUGUCUUUCACUAACAUUAGUGCUUACUUAGGUUGUAAAGCUAAAACAUACUGAGUUGUCAAUUGCAGCAUGGUUUCUACUAGUAUCUUUGUUCAGUUAGCCGCCCUGGUAUUUUGUAUAGUUGUUAUUAUCUACACUUUCAGCUUAUCUAUGAAAUCGAUGGGUGAUGAAACAAAAAUGACCAAUUCCAAUGGUACCAGAGUGUCCGACACCCUCAAAUUUGCAGUUAUUAUCUCUCGACAUGGGAACAGAGGGCCACUUUUUAAUUUUCCAAAUAGUCCUUAUCCUGUUAAUGACACAAAAUACUGGCCAUAUGGCAUUGGACAAUUAACUACAGUUGGACGGGAUCAAAUGUACAACUUGGGAAUAAAAGUUCGUGUUCUAUACAAUGGAUUCUUGAACUCAAUGUACUACAACAAGGACUUUUAUGCAUCAAGUACAGCCAUAGAUAGAGCGCUGCUGAGUGGAGAAGCAUUUUUAGCUGGACUGUACCCUCCAACAGGUUUCCAACUUUGGGAUAAAGAAAUCCUCUGGCAGCCUAUACCUAUAUACUCUAACUCUCCUGAUAAGUCACAGGAUUUGCAGAAAUGUCCCAGGUACAUGCAAGAAAGGUUGUCAGCAGGAAAGAUCUACAUUGCUGAUAAUUAUACAAACUUGACAGCAGUUGUGAACUACAUAAAUAGAAUUACUGGUGCCAACCUGACCUCAGUCUUAGGUUUGUUCAUAUCAUGGGACACACUUGCCUCUGAGGAAGUAGAGGGAUAUGUUUUACCAGAGUGGACGAAGAAAGUAUACCCUCAACCAAUGAAUGAUUUAGCUGGAAAACUCUACUAUUCCUUCUUUGCAUCAACUUAUACUAUUUGCAGACUCGUCAUGGGUAAUUUCGUUGAUGAGAUGCUGACUGCGAUGAAGUCUGUAGUGAAUGGAACACUGACUCCAGACCGUAAGAUGUACUUCUACUCUGGACAUGACAUCUCCCUUGUUACCCUACAAGCCGUCUUGGGUAUACCGCAGACUUCCAUGUUCACCUUGGUGGCACCUGGCUCUGGAAUGGUACUGGAACUCCAUCAGGAUCCAAACACAGAAGAGUUCUCAGUUCAGGUACUCUACAUAGAUGGGAGCUCCCCAGACUUGAAAAUUACUCCUCUGGUUAUACCUGGUUGUGGAUCUUCUUGUGGUUUUGACCAGUUUCUUGACAUUACACAGAAAUUUACAAAUGUCAGUUUUGAAAAGGAAUGCCAACUAAACAGUGACGUUAAACGUGAUUUAUUACUGUACUAUGAAUAAACUUGUUCACAAAAUAAACUUUAAUUUAAUGUU
Molecule: messenger RNA, 1459 nt
Organism: Homalodisca vitripennis (glassy-winged sharpshooter)
Lineage: Eukaryota; Metazoa; Arthropoda; Insecta; Hemiptera; Cicadellidae
Product: lysosomal acid phosphatase-like
Exons: 7
Coding region: 209-1426 (405 amino acids)
Biological process (GO): dephosphorylation
Molecular function (GO): phosphatase activity
Source: RefSeq, a predicted model, not a curated record